Messenger RNA from Schistocerca americana (American grasshopper), 1109 nucleotides. RefSeq names its product brachyurin-like. Lineage: Eukaryota; Metazoa; Arthropoda; Insecta; Orthoptera; Acrididae. The coding region runs from base 13 to 816 and encodes 267 amino acids. Gene Ontology annotation, molecular function: serine-type endopeptidase activity. Gene Ontology annotation, biological process: proteolysis. The record is from RefSeq and is a predicted model, not a curated record. The transcript is spliced from 6 exons.
ACGGCGGCGGCCAUGGCCACGCGCUCCCACUGUGCGCUCGCGGCUGCCCUGCUGGUGGCGAUGGCGGCGACGAGCACGCAGUCGCCUCACGGGGAGGGAGAGGGCCGCGUCGUAGACGGCAGGCCCUCCGCGCUCGGCCAGUUCCCACACCAGGCUGUCGUCCUCGCCGACGGCCAGUACUUAUGCGGCGGCUCGCUCAUCACCAGAACCGCAGUCCUCACCGGCGCCUUCUGCACCGUCGGACGUAAGAAGUUUACCAUUAAACUGGGAAGCAUUCAUCGGGAUAAGAACGAGAGCACAUCCUGGAUCGUGGUUGCGCACUGGGCUGCAGCCCACCUGGACUACAAAACGGAGGGCUAUUUGAGCCAUAAUGUGGCUGUUAUAUUCCUGCCCGAGAAAGCUCCUCUCAGCAGUUAUAUUGCGCUGGUGACGUUACCAUCCUUCAGUGAGGUCAAUGAAACCUUCGUGGGAAAACGUGCCUUGAUCAGCGGCUGGGGAAGAAAGGGUGACUUUGAGGACCAUUCUGAGACUCUUCAGUAUAAUGAGGUGACGGUUAUUCCCAAUGCAGUAUGCGAGCAGAAGUAUGAACCAGGAUUCAUUCUUGAAAGUACGCUGUGUGCCGGAAACGAAAACAGAGGCAUUUGCAGUGGCGACCAUGGCGGACCCCUUGUCCUCAAGUCCAAAGAUGGCUACAAGCAGAUCGGCAUUGCCAGCUUUUACUAUGAGAAGUGUGAAGUACCUCUACCUGGUGGCUACUCAAGGGUAACAUACUUCCUCGACUGGAUCACAAGAACUGCUCAAAUCAAUGUCACAUGAGAAGGUGGUAUUGACUGUGGCACAGUUUCGCCACUAGAUCGCAUUCCAUACGUAUUUUAAUUGCAAUGAAAAAUGUCAGAACAGAACACUUAAUAAUGGCCAAAAUAUACGUUCUCAGACCACUGUCCAACUGCAGGCUACCGUAGCAUAAAUGCUACAUUCAUUUUUCCCUUUUUCAUCUCAUGGAGUAGACUGAAACUCGCUGUCCUCGAUUGUAGCAUACACCAUGUGCUUUAUAUAAAUCAGUUGUUUUUCUCUCUGAAUGUUCCAGCAAGUGACAAUAUGUGAUUAAA